GUUUUUUUUUUAUCAAUAAUCUUCACACAGCACGAUUAUGUGAGACACACACACGCGUAAAACACAUGAAAGAUAAAAUCUAAAUGGGUAGUGAAUACAUCUUCAAAGUUUUCUAUUAGCUGAUAUUUAGCAGUGCAGUGAACACAAGAGGAUCUAACUAUCAACCGUAAUUGCAGUAUUUUUGAAAGAGAAUUAUUAGAAAAUAGAACAAGAACUUCAGUCGGCUCAACCCAGAUGCGAUUCGGCGAAACUAUUUACGGUGUAAUGAGGCACUUCGUUCAACCUGUGCUGCCGUCUGUACUAGCAUUAUUUGCUCCGUUCAUUGUGGCUGCUCCGGAACCACGUGAUGACGCUCACUUCCAGGAUAACGCAUCAAAUCAUCCACCAAAAUCUGAUGCAGACGCCGCUGAACGAACCGCUUUAGAGGCGCGUGUGAGCGUUCUACUGCGAGACAAACUUCAGGCUUUUGGCUGUAUCAUGCGGACAUCGGAUCUCGAGAAUGACAUUCCUGUACUGGAUCCAUUAAAGGUCAAACCGAAAAAUAUUACGCCAGCCUUCGGGCCAGAUGUAUUCGACGUUCGAUUUUCCAACAUGAAGUUCGAGGGACUAUCGGACUUUAUAUUGAAUCAAGUGUCAUCCGACUUUCGCGACUUUCGCAUUAAGAUCUCAGUGCUGAUUCCCCGCGUCACGACGAACCUAAAUUACAAUGUAACAGGCAGCCUGUACGACUUAUUCCGUGUAGCGGGUGCAGGUGAGGCCCGAAUCGAAUACACUGAUGUCUUUAUGAGAACCGUCUUGUAUCUGGAUAUCAUCGACAACAAACUUCAACUAGCGUUCGCGGAUCAGCCUUAUGUCGAUUUCUCGUCAGCCCAGGUUAAGGUAAACGGCAGCAACGGGCCCAGUUCGAACCGACACUUCAACGAUCUGUCUCAUCAAGUAGCCCCCAUUGUAUUUUGGGUGUUCGCUGAAGACGUCGCAUCCGCGCUCGAACCCCACCUAGAAUUCUACUUGAACGCUCAAUUAGCCAGAAUAUCUCUACCACCGCUAGCUUACGCUCUACGAGAUCGAGUUCAGCCUCCUAAAGAACUGUGCAAGAUGCCAUUCUCGUUGGGAACGGCGAGAGCCGCCCCUAGAAGAGCUGAACAGAACGUUUGAUGAGAAGAGAGCAACGGAUAAGGAAGUACUCCAAACGACGAGCUCCAACAAUGGAGCAGUCUGAGAGCAACAAUUUAGUGACAUGGGGACGGAGUUCGAAACAAGAAAAGGACCAAGGUCCGCUUGAACAUUGACGUGAUACAAGAGGGUGUGUGCGGGAAGACCACAAUGCGUGGUAUGAACCCGUACAUCUAAGUCACGUGUAGCAGAAUACCACGAAUUACCUCAAGCCAUUAGUGCCUUAAUAUGUAGGCCUGGGAAAAAAGCAUCCUGGAAACAACUUCCUUGGUCGUAAGAGCCUUACGUUAAGCUAUACUGUGAUCCUUAGGAAUUGGUCUGGUGACCCUUUUAUCCCGUUCUCCUAUUGAAAUAAUCCAGACGCUUUUCAUUCCAAUUAAAUCAUCCUCCAUUAAUCAAACUCUUACCACACGGCAUGUCGGUUACUACACGAAGAAAAACAGAUCUCGGCUUUAGCAUUGCUGAUACAGACCCAAAUAAAUGUUGGCCCGUUUGCGUACGUAUAAUUGUAACCUUAGACAAGGCGUCGGUUGCCCGUCGAAACUUCAGUCAGCCCAGCUUUUCGCUUAUGGAAGGUUGCCUUCACUUCAACAUGCUGACCCCGUCUUACUUAAAAAAACAAACAUAUAAAAUAUUAAAAUCGCUUGGAAAAUUCGAUUUUGUAAUGCUUGAAAAAGCCCU
Messenger RNA from Varroa destructor (honeybee mite), 1854 nucleotides. RefSeq lists its product as uncharacterized. Lineage: Eukaryota; Metazoa; Arthropoda; Arachnida; Mesostigmata; Varroidae. The record is from RefSeq and is a predicted model, not a curated record.